CUCGGUCCACAUGGCCAACACAACCAAGUCCCGCCUCCAUAGUCUGGUUGGCUAUCAUAGCAUGAAGAAGUGAGGAUGGGUCCGGGAGGAAGUGGAUGCACCGCGGUAUGCCGUGUCAUCGUCUGUAUGGCUGACACCACUCGGUGCGUGCUUGGGACCUCGGUGCCCGCGCAUGGGCAGACUAACCUUCAAACCCACUACCACACAACAAAGCGGUGUGCAAAUGCCCUCUGCUACUGAUGUCCACCGCGCUCGGAGACCACCCUCCACGCCCAAACUAUCACGCCACUCUGCCCACAGCACGGGACGGACAACGGGACCAGCCCUGGCCCUCCUCGCCAUCGUGUCUUGCGCGCAAAAGUCACAAGGUGCUGCUGCUGCUGCUGCCGCGCGUGGCACUCGCUGCGCUGUUUCUGGUUUCUCUCGCCCGCUAAGCUCCCGGAGCAACCUUGCGGAUCCGGAACGAUCGAGCGACACGGCUGAGACGGCGGACGGCUUUGCGACAUUUGCAAACGUUGUCUUCUCCCUGGGAAUUUUAACCACGUGGACUUGGCUUUUGCUUGUCUUCCUCCCCCGAAGUCUUGUCGUUUUUAUUUUUUCUAUUUCCCUUGUGCGAAACACUGGUCUCAAACUGAGAACUGAGCCAUGUUUCGCGUUUUCCUUUCCGUUGACCAAUGAGGCACCGUCUUACACGUGCGAGCAAGAGAUUUCCAGGGUGGAUGAGGACAGGUGUGUGUGGGUGUGGCAAACGCUGAUAAGACAAAGCCUUGUGCGAUCGUCGAUGAAGUGAGGCCGUCGGCGCACGAAUGUCUCCCGACAGUGAGACAGUGGCGUUGACAUGAGCAAAAGGAAAGAAAAGACUCAAGAGACGGGGUUUAAAACGUGGGAUUUGAGACCUCCGCGAUUAGCUAGUGUGUGUGCGUGCGUGCGUGCGUACGUGGGUUUCGCAUGGUUUUCUUGCGAGAAGGCUUAAAUCCCGAUGUGAAGGAAUGGCGUUUUGACAGUUCUGCAAUCGCGGAUGAACAUCUCUUCCUGUUUGCCCAGGCCGCUUCUGAAGAAAUCGAUCCCGUCUCGAUCUGUGUCUCGGGGCAAUUCUUAAGAUUUGUCGCUGGGGAGGGAGUAUGUGCUUGGAUGAUGCCGUGUUUAAUGGCUGCUGUCAGUCCCGGUUUCUGCUUAGAAACUCAGACUUGGGUAUGUGAACGCAGUGCCUGCUUCCUAGUCUACUAGUUGUGC
This is a messenger RNA of Microdochium trichocladiopsis, 1233 nucleotides long. RefSeq lists its product as uncharacterized. The record is from RefSeq and is a predicted model, not a curated record. The transcript has a single exon. The coding region runs from base 173 to 790 and encodes 205 amino acids. Lineage: Eukaryota; Fungi; Ascomycota; Sordariomycetes; Xylariales; Microdochiaceae.